AGUGGAUACUAGUGAAACGUGGAGGAGGUGUGGGCGUGGCUCCUCCUGCAUUACUCACCCACCCUGUGUGUUUCCUUUUCCUCCUCCUAAAAGUUGACUUGCAUAAGAAAUGCUCUUCGUGAAACGGUGACUAGUGACAAUGAAACAAGAGAAACAAAGUGGAGUCAAUACCGUUACGGCGUGAAGGAGUGCAAGGGUCCUGUCUGAGAAGACUGGAUGAGGUAAUGUUGAGCACGAUGCCCAGUCUGGCGAGGUGACACGGUAAUAACUUGACCUGGACAUAUCCAAGGAGGAUAUCACUGAACAUUGCUCGUGAUAUUAGUGCCACUGGUAUACUUUACUAGUUUACAAGAUGGAAUUUACAUUACGAGAAAAGAUACGAGAGAUUUAAAUGCAGGAUGUCCUUCAAUGAGUUCAGCAGCAGUUCAAGAUCUGGGCCGCUCGUGGGUCGAUCAUUUUCCUUGGUUGUGGAAUGAAUCAUUCUUGUAUCCUGAGCGCGACCAGUCUCCGCCGUAACGUCAAACUAACAGUUCAGUGUAACGAGGUUCUGCGGCCUUUCAAGACCCACACCAUGCCACCUCUGCGACAUCAAGUGAAAAUGGACGUCAUCGCCUCGGAAAGUGUCCCAAGUGCGUGGUGGGUUCCGGUACUCAUCUCUACCUUGCAGUGCCUUCGUGGUGAAAAGUGGCGCCUACCUAACACUGCCUCAACGUGACGUAAGCAGGAAAGAUGGAGGUGGAUUCUUGGGUGAGUGUGCAGGCCAGAAGGGAACGGUUUGAGCAGCUAUAUGAAGACAGUCCUAUUGUUUCCCCUCAAAAUGCUCCUCCUUUCCACCCAACACCAAGACCCAGAACCCUAUCUGUACCCUACAAGAAUUCACCAAACUGUGAUGAACUCAGGACAUCACGAGCUAAAAACACUCCAAUUAUUAAUCAUGAAUCAAACUAUAAAUUGUUAAAAUAUGCUUCAAAUAAUGACUCUUGUUUGGGAAAUUCUGAGGUGCCUUUUUCUGGAAAAGUUCUCAAGAAUAUUAAAAUGAAAGAGCAAGGUAUUCAUUCAGGUAAAAAAGAUGAAGUAUCUGCAGAGAGCAAUGCAACACCCAUAUCUAGUGCCACAAAGAAAACCUCAGUGUUCAAACCUUCCAGUUCAAUUACUAACAGAAGAGAUAUGCAAGAUGAAGGAGCAGAGACACCUACAAGUGACACUCAAGGAAAGAGAGGACGAUUUUUUUCUCAUAUGCGUUCAAGGUCUCAUGGAAACUUUGCAUUGAAAAGAGAUUCAAGUGCAGAAACAAGCACCACAGUAGGCCAGCAGAAUGGUGUCAUGGGACUUAAAGAAAACAAAGUUCACUGGCUUACCCCUAAGUAUAAACAAAGAAGUAUAGAUAAUUUGUUGAGCGGUGAAGAUUCUAAGUGUAUUUCAUCAUUUGAAGGCAAGCAAAAGCUUGUGUCGAAUGUUGUGAAAAACAUGAAAAACAAAGAAACACCAACCGUAUUGAGAAAAUUCAGCUUUUCAUCGAAAAAUGAAAAAGAUGUGAAAAAUAAGGAAAAUAAGGAAAAAUCUCUUCUUCCAAAUACCAAACAUAAGCAAUCUAGUAUUUUCUCCUCAGUAUCAGACAAAUCAAACAAUCAUAAGUCUAGUAGUAGGGAUUCAGGAAUUAACAUGGAUCACAGAUUAACCACAGAGGAAAAAACUUCAAAAACCAAAUCUCAUGCAUCAGAUAUAGCUAUAGUUCCAGUCUUAAUUGCAAAAGCAGUGGCAGAGGUUGCAUCCAAAAGAUGUGCUGCACAAACAUAUGAUAAAACUGGCAGUGCAUCAUCCUUGUCCAGUGAAGACAGGCUUUGUGACCCACCUGCAAGACCUCCACGGCGGAGGGCAGCAGGUCUUGGUCCAAAUCCUCGGAGGAAGAGUAAGGCACCUUCUCCUCCCAGUCAAUCCUCACCCAUUGCAAUCAGCCAGAAUCAAGAAAUUCAUGGUGACUCAGUAUAUCAGAUUUCUUCACCUGAUGCAUCUCCUGACAUCACCUCAAGAAGAUUUAGGGAUUCAACUGAUCACUUUAAAUCGUGUGAAUCUAUUGCGUCAUGUCACUCUCCAGAGAGGUCUUUUGAGAAUUUACAUGAAACUUUACAUGUAACCUCUACCCCAGUGAGCAAGUGCACAAGUUCCAUUGAUUCAAAACCUAGAUGCAAAUCUUCAAGUGGACAAAGACAUAGGGAUGAUGACAAAAAAGGAGUCUUCAAAAGUGAGAUUCUAUCAGUAAACUUGAAAAAUGUUAAAGGAAAUUCAGAGGGAAAAAAUCACCAAGAUAAGAAUGACACCUCAGAACAAAAAAGCACCACAGAGGUUGAAGGCUUGCCACCUGGUCCACCUCCUAAGAAACCUCCAAGAACUUUUGCCUAUGACAUUUACAAAAAUAUUAGCAUGCCUUCACUUGAAAUUGAAAGUGACGAAGGUAAUAAGAAGGAGAAGACUGAGGAAAAGAGUUCCCCACCAAUUUAUGCUGUACCAGUCAAAAAAAAGAGUAACAAGAUGACCCUUAAACCCCCUGUUAGAAGCAAAAGUGAUCUAUCCAAGGAAAGUAAUAAACCAUCAGUUGCUCCUAAACCUCCACAUGUUCUGGCCAAGGCUAAGAGAGCUUCCUUGGUUGACCCUCUUUCCAAUGUAGAGAAAGAUGAAGAAGCAGCCAUUACAUCAGAGUUUCAGCGACAAGCACAUGUUCGUUACAGCCUUCGAAAACUAAACCAGUCAUCACCUACUUCAUCCCGUGAUAAAAGAGAAAAUACUCAGGACAACUCACAUUCAGAACAUGUGGACAGUUCUUCAGAGAUUCCUUAUCAUCCUGACUAUUCCACAAUUGACUAUGAAGAUGAUAAUGAUCUUACAGUAGAUUAUAGUAGGCCAAAAAGAGACUCUAGUUCCAAGGUCAGUAGUUCUCCAGAAUCAGGAGAAAUCAAAAGCCAGCUCAUGGGUAAAUCUUCUCUGAAUAAAGAUAACUAUCACAGUGAAUAUGAAGACAUUGCACCUAUUACCUCAUCCAGUUUAUCCACUGAAAAUGAGCAACCAUUAUCUCUGACAUACUGCUUUGCCAAUGCUCCUCUGCCUGAUGUGACACACUUGCACACCAAACGCAGCAUGAGUGAUGAAACUCUCUACAAGGGAUGCAAGAAAGAAGAACCUGUGUAUGCAACACCCUCAUUUAAGACUAAUAACUACCAAAGAGAUCAAACAAGUCAAAAAGAACUCCACUACAUGUGUUCCGUCCUUUUCACUGAUGAGGAGGAUGCAGAUGCUGGUCGGGACAGAGCUGAAUGCAGGAUCAGAAGGAACAGCAUCCAAGGAAGGGAGAUCUCUGGUACAGAGGCUGAGGAUGCCAGUAAAGGAAGAUCAAGCUUGAUAUCAGCCUGGAAGAGAGAGUUUCGUCAGAGUUGCCGCCAAGUUCAGAGCAGAAUUAAAAAAACUGUCAUCAGAUAGUAUGAACUGUGUACUUUUACAUACCUAUUUUUUUCUAUUAUAUGAAAGGAUAAGAAUUUGGGAUUUGGUGAGUUCUCCACUAAGCUUUAAUCUUCUACAUGGGAGAGGUGUUGGGUUAUGAAUGGACACACUGAACUCAGGAGCCUCUCAUAUGUAGUGUGUUGUGAGGAUGAAUGUGUUGUGAUACAAUAUGUACUGUAUUGUAAAGAAUUGAUAGACCAAAGUUAUACUAAGUGUAUCUGUAUUGGUAGUUAUCAGCAAAAGCAUGAUAAAUUACUGAAAAAAAGUUAUGUACAUACCUCUUCUUGGGUAAAUACUCAACAAAGUUAAAAAAAAAAAAAAAAAAAAAGAGUGAACCUAAUAAAAAAAAAUUUUACAUUUACACUUAAAUUCAUGUACGAUUAAACAUAUUGCUUUCAAGGAUGUGUACUCGUGGACUCCUCAACUGUGAAAUGCUUUGGCUUCUUAAUAUAAAGUAACAUAAUUUUGCAAGGAAAGGCAUCAAAUAGUCAUCAGGUUUCACUCAGCCUGUAGAAAACACCAGAAUAUCAAAUAGAAAUGAAUCAUAUUACUUGAAUAUUAAAUUGAUUAUGGAAUUGCUGUAUCAAAGUAAAGCAAUUUGAAUGCCUGAUAACAUUACAGAUCUUGAACCUUUGUAGACCUGAUGGAAAUCUUAGCAUGACAAGGCUGCAUGUUAUAGCACUUUGUAAAUAGAUUUGGGUCUAAUGACGAAAAAUACAUCUGGUCAUACAUGAAUUGCUGUAGUUAUAAUUCAUUAUACAAGCAAUAUAUGUAUGAGUGAUAUUAAAAAUAAAUAUUAUCAAGUUCAUA
Portunus trituberculatus (swimming crab) is the source of this 4302-nucleotide messenger RNA. RefSeq lists its product as uncharacterized. The transcript is spliced from 5 exons. The record is from RefSeq and is a predicted model, not a curated record. The coding region runs from base 730 to 3471 and encodes 913 amino acids. NCBI's taxonomy places the organism in Eukaryota, Metazoa, Arthropoda, Malacostraca, Decapoda, Portunidae.